AUGACAUCAGUGUUCAACACCGAUGCUUCACUGCCGUACAACCAUGACUUAUUUGAAAGCCUUAUUGUAAAGAAAAGAAUAAAGACAUUCACUCAGGCAAUCUGGAUAGAAACUGACAACAAGAACGCCACUGACAUCGGUUGGCAGCCAUAUCUUGUAGUGUCUCCAACCAGGCACAGUGAGGAUCACGCGGUCCCCAUCCUGGAAGGCGAGUUUGGCCAGCUCUCUGUUUACGCCACUCUGAGUUGGGCAUGGAAAACAGCACUCUCUUCGGCAAACGAUGGUUCGGCAUACGUAACACUUGUCCCAGCCAACGCAGCUUCUGGUGCUGGACACAUUCUUCAAUGGAAGUACCCGUUACACAACCGAACAGGGGUCACGACGAAAAAGAGAUCAUUUUGGCCCCGUUACCAACACGAUCUUGUCCGGCUAGAGAUAGGCGCAAACAUACUGAGGUCCGCGGUUCAAACCCAACUUUGGCAUCUCAACUGCUAUUGUCUAGGUCUGUGUAACAUGGCAUUAUCUCAGUCCUCGUGCUUCCUUCGGUUGGCACGGCAGCUAUGCACCGAAAGAGUGCUACAGCUGAACGAUUAUCGAUCGACGACUGGAAAGUUGGUUUGGUUACCUGUCCUCAUGGCUUACUGUGGCGAGCCAUUAAGAAGAAUACGGGUUCAUUCAAAAGCACAAUGGUUGCCGUAUGAACAAAAAAACUAUCCGGAACCAACCGGAAAGACGAAAUGCCAUCGAUGUGAAAAAUCUGAAAAUCGUCUAGCUGUACCACCCUUUCGAUGCCUAGCUGCCAUGCCACCAGAAGGAAGCACGAGGGCUGGGAUACUGCCCAAACCUAGACAGGGGAAGUCGAGACACAGAGGUCGGGUUCGAACCACGGACGUUCCGAAAAAAAAAAACGGGGCAAGAUGGUACAAAUUGUUAGAGCGCGAAUUUACUGAUCGGAAGGUCCAUGGUUCAAAUCCGACCUCUGUCUCUCGAAUCCCCUUCUCUAGGCAACCUGGCAGUAUCCCAUCCCUCGUGCUUCCUUCGCGUGGCAUGACAGUUAGGCAUCGAAAGGGUACUACAACUAAAGGGGAACGGCAAAAAACGGAUGUAGGUUUUGAGACGCACAUCAACGCACCGAUGGGUUAUAAACCGCCGGGAAGUUGGUGA
This is a messenger RNA of Opisthorchis viverrini, 1164 nucleotides long. RefSeq lists its product as hypothetical. The record is from RefSeq and is a predicted model, not a curated record. NCBI's taxonomy places the organism in Eukaryota, Metazoa, Platyhelminthes, Trematoda, Opisthorchiida, Opisthorchiidae. The transcript is spliced from 6 exons. The coding region runs from base 1 to 1164 and encodes 387 amino acids.